Molecule: messenger RNA, 357 nt
Organism: Clonostachys rhizophaga
Lineage: Eukaryota; Fungi; Ascomycota; Sordariomycetes; Hypocreales; Bionectriaceae
Source: the annotation of a GenBank genome assembly
AUGGCCGACCAGCAGCCCACCCCCGCCGACACAGAAGACGAGCGCAACACCACCGCCAAGUCCGCCGAGGACCGCAAGGCCGCCUCCGCCCUCGCCAACCUCGACUCCUCCUCCUCCGCCUCUGCCACCGCCGCCACGCCCGCCCCGGCCGUCGACCACGAGGCCGUCACCAAGGCCAUGAAGAACCUCGGCGGCCUGGGCUCCGGGUCCGGGACCCGCAGGAACGUGAAAGUCGACCCGGCCGACGUCGCCCUCCUCGUCGACCAGCUCGACAUGACCAGGCCCCGCGCCACCGAGUUCCUCAAGAGCCACGACGGCGACGCCGUCGCCGCCAUGAGGGCGUACGUCACGGCAUAG